This is a messenger RNA of Scylla paramamosain (green mud crab), 3901 nucleotides long. Its product is annotated as leucine-rich repeat neuronal protein 3-like. Gene Ontology annotation, molecular function: transmembrane transporter binding; potassium channel activator activity; voltage-gated potassium channel activity. The transcript is spliced from 6 exons. The record is from RefSeq and is a predicted model, not a curated record. Gene Ontology annotation, cellular component: voltage-gated potassium channel complex. Bases 782 to 2911 code for a protein of 709 amino acids. Lineage: Eukaryota; Metazoa; Arthropoda; Malacostraca; Decapoda; Portunidae.
UAGCUCUCAUUCACUUCAGUCGUUGCGUGGAAGGAGAAGAGGGAGGGUGGUGCGCAUCCUCCUUCCUCUCGCCUCCUCCAUUCAGUACCUUGCGUUUCGCGCCGCGUUUUCUGCACAGCACAUCCGCAAUAGUGUUUCGUUGUCGCUGUCUGUAACCGUCCGCUACCUGAUAACUAAGGUACGGUGGUGACUUGCUCAUGUUGUGGAAUUGUUAAUACAGUAGGACGAGAAGAAUAAUACUGUGACCACACCCCCCGCACCCACGACCACGCCCCCCGCCCCGGUACACGCCCACACACGCCCACACACGCCCGCCCCCCGCUGGUGUGGAAGGCGCGGCGCUCCCCUGGCUAUGGUCCGAAGAUUUGUCAUGCAGGAGAAAGUGAUGUUCGUGUUAUGAGACGUGGCUGCCGUAAUCAGAAGGGGAAGGGGAAGUAACUAAUGUGGAGAAGAGAAGGUCGCGAAUAGCUUGGCGUGUGCCCUGCGUCGCCAGCAGCAGCAGCAGCAGCAGCGAGUGACAGCUGGAAAUGUUAUCGUACCGCAUGGCUUUUCCUUCACCCUCCUGCUGCUGUCGCUCCCUCCUGCUUGCCCAAGUGGACGCGGAUGUUGUUUACGAUUGACGGCCGCCACGGGGAUGUAAUGCGGCGUGAUGCCCCACUAUUAGCUUGUUGAUGGCGCAGCUUGGGUGUGUGGCGGUGGUGGCGGUGAGGGUGGCGGCGUGCGUAGCAAUGAGGGGGACGGGUGGUGUGCUGCCCUCCUUGUCAUAGACACUCUUGGCCUAAUGGCUGGCAAGGUGAUAAUGCCUAAUUCACAUGGCAGCUUCAAGGGCCACAGGCAGUGUGUCGAGGCCGCGGGGGGGCGCAGUGGGGCGAGGGGAUAUGGACGAGACUCACCCCCAGCGGUGAACCCUGUUGGGGGUCGCGCCCCUCGGCCCACCAGGAGAGAACUAACAGUGUCUUUAUACGUGAAAACUUUGCUCAAGGUGAUGUCCAGUGUGUAUGCGUGUGUUUACGCGUGCUGCUGCGAGGCUUGGCGGCAGGACAGUUGGCGGCGGGCGGCGGGACUCUGCGGGAGGACGCAUGGCGUGUUGGCCUACGCGGUGAUGCUGUGCGCCCUACCUGCUGUCACCGAGGGGUUCUGUCCUCGCGCAUGCACGUGCAACUACUCCGUGAUGCAGGUGAGCUGCGAGGAGGCGGGGCUGGACAACGUACCCAUCCUCCUCAACCCUCGCGUGCAGGACCUACGUCUGCAAAACAACAACAUCCACACACUCGCUCAGUCCCUCGUGUUCUACCUCGAUCUGCGGUUCCUCGACCUCUCUGGGAAUGAGCUCGAGUCCCUUGGGGAAAACAACUUCAAGGAGCAGUGGAAUCUUCGGGAGCUUCGUCUGGGUCACAACAGGCUGCAGAGCGUGGAGCCCAAGUCGCUGCGUGGCUUGGCCAGGCUGCAGAAGUUGGCACUGAACAACAACGCCAUCACGCACCUCGAGGAUGGGGCCUUCCAGGAGGCAGGGAACGUGACGGAGCUCGACUUGUCCCACAACAGGCUGCGGGCGGUGGGGGCGGGCGGCCUGCUGGGCUUGGCGUCUCUGGACCGCCUCGACCUGAGUGGGAACAGGCUGACACGUGUGCCUGGUGGGGGACUCAUUAACCUAGCCCACCUCAACCUCACCCACAACCUUAUCUCGCAAGUGCCUCCUCGUGCCUUCAGCGGCUUCCCAGCCCUCGCUUCUCUCGUCCUCGACAGGAACAACAUCAGCAUCAUCGCCGCGGCGGCCUUCGAGGCGGUGGCGGAGCUGAGGCGGCUGUCCUUGGCGGAUAAUCGGCUUUUGGCGGUGCCUUCCCCCUCCCUGGCUUCGCUGUCACGCCUGCAGUACCUCGACCUCAGCGGUAACCUCUUUGAGAGUCUCCCGGAAGACUGUUUCCGUGGCCUUCGGAGUCUGCAGGGUCUGAGUGUGUCGCGGUGCCCUCGCCUGCACACAGUGAGCAGCGAGGCCUUCCUCAGCUCAGCCUCCCUCCAGAUCCUCCAGCUGAGCCACAACCCACGCCUCGCAGCCCUGCCUCCUUCCGCCCUCGCCUCCCUGCUCACCCUCCGCCAGCUGGACCUCUCCGCCUGUGGCCUCCGCACCCUCACUCCCACACAGGUGCCGCUGCGGAACCUGAGGAGCCUCCAGCUAGCGGGCAACCCCCUCACGUGCAAUUGCUCCCUGGUGUGGUUCUCGCGGCUGGCCUCGAACCCCAACUCCUCCAUCACCUUCGACCACCCCACCUGUGCCAGCCCCCCAGCACUGUAUGGUGUGUCACUGCGGGAUCUGGGCGGCGACGAGGUGGGGUGCCAGUCCUCCGUGGCAGUGUGGGCGGCCGUGGCGGGCGUGAGCGUGCUGGUCCUCGUCAUUCUCUCCUACCUCGCGGUGCUCUGCUGGCGGAGACUGAAGAGGUGGCGGAGGAACAGAAAACGGAGAAGAGAGGGGGACAAAGCAUGCUGGGAGGAUCCGUUCUUACCUGAUGGGGGCCUGUCUGUCACCCGCCUCCCCACCCGCCCUAUCAACGGGAACACCCUUACCCACACCCCCACCCCACUAGGCCCCCCUCCACGCCUUCCCCCAACACAUCCCCUCCACUACCACCUCCACCACCAGGGCUGCUUACAACAGUGUCCCUACGCAGCCCUGCAUCCCCUGUACAGCCCUCUGCUCCCCCCCUGCCAUCCUGAUUAUGAUAGAGGGCGGCCGUCCCCUCCCACCACCCCCUCCUCCAUGACCUCCCCGCCCCCAUUACCUCUAAGUGACCCCCCCAACUGGUACGCUACGAUAGGGGGGGAUGGUGGGGAGGACAGUGGCAGGGAAAGCCGUCCCCCUACCCCCUUUGAUCCCUCUGAUAGCCCUCGUAAAGUACCGGUGACAUAUGUUUGACCUGACCUUAUCCAACCUGACCUGAUUUAACUUCUCUUGUCAGUGUGUGUGUGUGUGUGUGUGUGUGUGUGUGUGUGUGUGUGUGUGUGUGUGUGUGUGUGUGUGUGUGUGUGUGUGUAUUUCUCUAAGCUUUUCGUUUUUUUACCUUAGGAAAGAAAAAAAACAAAAUGACCAUGAUUUAUAUUCAUUAAUUGUGUGUAAUAUUUUUUGUUAUGACCUUGUUUCUCGUUUUCUUUCAUUUCCCGUUUUCUCUUUCUUUUUAUCUGACUAUUUUGACAUUUUUAUGAUGUAGAUAAUGUAGAAAAUGUGGAAGUUUCUUGGAAUUAUUUUUUUUAUGUUGUGAAUUACAUAUCAGAGAGAGAGAGAGAGAGAGAGAGAGAGAGAGAGAGAGAGAGAGAGAGAGAGAGAGAGAGAGAGAUGCAAUAAAGGCACAAUCCGCAUAUAUACCAGAAAUUUUCAACUUCAUUUUUUACAUUUUUUUUCCUUACAUUAUUUUGCUUUACAGAACUUUUAUCUGGCGCCUUUAAUGAACUAACAAUUAAUUUACGCUACUUUAUCGUUCACGUUUGCUGCUGCUGCUAUUAUUAUUAUUAUUAUUAUUAUUAUUAUUAUUAUUAUUAUUAUUAUUAUUAUUAUUAUUAUUAUUAUUAUUAUUAUUAUUAGCUUUGGCAACUCAAUACAAUACCGUCCAUUGUUCACUUAAUAAUUCGUUCGUUUGACCUUUAUAUUCAAAGCACUGUACGUAUUAUGUCUAUAGUUCGCUUUACAGUCAUGACCUUCAACGUAAAUAUACAUAAUUAUUUCCCUUCUUUUAUUGUCUCUCUACACACUCACACGCACACACACACAGACACAGACACACACACAGACACACACGCACACGAGGGAGUCUAAAAGGAACUCAUUGUUUACUUAAUAUAAAGGCUUCCGCUUCCCGAUGCUCAUCUGUUUUAUUAAAGUUUGUCUAAAUAAAGAGAUUUUUCCACUUCA